AUGUCCACCUUCGAAUACCAGCAGACCCUCAAGAAGCUCCCUAUCCCGCCGCUCGAACAGACCGUCCAGAAAUACCUCGACGUGCUGCGGCCCCUCCAGACAGAGCACGAGCACGCGCAGACGGUCGCGAGCUGCCGCCGGUUCCUGGCCACGUCGGGCCCCGUGCUCCAGAACCAGCUGCUCGAGUACGCCAAGACCAGAGACUCGUACAUCGAGCAGUUCUGGUACGACUCGUACCUGAACUACGACUCGCCCGUCGUGCUGAACCUGAACCCGUUCAUCAUGCUGGAGGACGACCCGACGCCGCUGCGGUCGACGCAGCUGUCGCGCGCCGCGAGCCUCGCCACCUCGAGCCUGCGGUUUGUGCGGGCUCUGCGCCGCAACGAGCUCAGCGUCGAUCGACUCAAGAACGGCGUCGUUCUCGACAUGGACCAGUACCCCAAGCUGUUUGGCUCCAGCAGAGUGCCCACGCACACGGGCUGCGUGCUGCAGACCGACGCGCAGUCGCGGCACAUCGUCGUGCUCAGCCGCUCGCAGUUUUACUGGUUCGACGUGAUGGACGGCAACAACGACCUGAUUCUCACCGAGGCCGACAUCAAGCUCAAUCUGCAGAGCAUCGUCGAGGACUCCGAGACGACGAGCGUCCGCGACGUGGCCAAGUCGUCGUUCGGCGUGCUCACGACAGAAAACCGCCGCAUCUGGGCCGGCCUGCGCGAGAAAAUCGUCCGCGACCCGGACAACGCAGAAAUCGUGCGCGUGCUCGACUCGGCGCUGUUUGUCGUCGUUCUGGACCACGUCGAGGUCGGCAACGACCUCACGCGCAUGGCCAAGAACUUCCUGUGCGGCGAGUCGCGGCUCGAGAACGGCGUCCAGGUCGGAACGUGCACCAACAGAUGGUACGACAAGCUGCAACUCAUCGUCACCAAGGACGCCAAGGUCGGCAUCAACUUCGAGCACACCGGCGUCGACGGCCACACCGUGCUGCGCUUCGCGUCCGACAUCUACACGGACUCAAUUCUGCGCUUCGCUCGCACCAUCAACGCCAGCUCGCCCUCGCUCUGGAAAUCGUACUCGCCAGACCCUGCCACCAGAGACCCGUCCACGUUCGGCCCCGUGGUGACAUCGCCGCGCAAGCUCGAGUGGAAGCUGACGACAGAGCUGUCGCUGGCGCUGCGGUUCGGCGAAACAAGACUCAGCGACCUCAUCAACCAGAACGAGUUUGCUACGCUCGAGUUCAAGUCGUACGGAAUGGAGCGUAUCAAGAAAAUGGGCAUGUCGCCCGACGCGUACGUCCAGAUGGCGUUCCAGCUCGCGUACUACGCGCUCUACGGCAAGAUCGAGUCCACGUACGAGCCGGCCAUGACUAAACAGUUUCUGCACGGCCGCACAGAGGCCAUCCGCACGGUGUCGCUGCAGUCGAACGAGUUUGUGACCAAGUUCCUCGACGACAACGUGUCGGUGCGCGACAAGGUGCAGCUGCUCAAGGACGCGUGCAACGCGCACUCCGCCAGAACCAAGCAGUGCUCGCAGGGGCUCGGCCAGGACAGACAUCUGUAUGCUCUCUUCUGCAUUUGGAAAAGAUACUACAGCGACGAGAGCCUGGGCGAGUCGUCGGACUCGGACGACGAAAACACGCUCAGCGACACGCGCGACCCGCUCAAGGACGUGUCGCUGCGCGAGAUCCCGUCCAUCUUUGCGGACGCCGGCUGGGACAAGCUCAACAACACCAUCAUCUCGACGUCGAACUGCGGCAACCCGUCUUUGAAGCUGUUUGGCUUCGGCCCGGUGUCACCAAACGGGUUCGGCCUCGGCUAUAUCAUCAAAGACAACUCCAUCACCAUCUGUGCGUCCUCCAAACACCGCCAGACACAGCGGUUCCUGGACACUCUGAACAGCUCGUUCCUGGAGAUGGAGCACACGUACGUCGAGUCGCUGAAACCGGACGACGAGACCUCGUUCGGCACCGAGAUCUCCAACAAGCUGAACGACCUACGUGUGGGACGCGGCCGCAAGGCGAGACCGGCCAUCAUCCGUCUUCUGGGUGGCUACGACUCGUUUGAGGUGGACUCGAACUCGGACCUCAUCAAGUCGCGCGAGCAGUCUCCGGAGCCGCCUUUCGCACGCCAGAAGGUGUUCACCAACAGAGACAUCGGUAAGAAGCUGCGGCUUGCUGAGUACUGA
This is a messenger RNA of Ogataea angusta, 2181 nucleotides long. RefSeq lists its product as uncharacterized. Gene Ontology annotation, cellular component: mitochondrion. Lineage: Eukaryota; Fungi; Ascomycota; Pichiomycetes; Pichiales; Pichiaceae. The coding region runs from base 1 to 2181 and encodes 726 amino acids. The record is from RefSeq and is a predicted model, not a curated record. Gene Ontology annotation, biological process: carnitine metabolic process. The transcript has a single exon. Gene Ontology annotation, molecular function: carnitine O-acetyltransferase activity.